CUCGCGUGGCAGUGGAGGCGCUUUGCAGGCAGAAGUGUCCCUCCUUCCCCCCGUGGCUGGCCAGAGCAGGCAGCGCUGGGCAAAAAUGGGGAAACGGUUUGGCCUCACCUCGGGCAGCGCCCCCUCCGUGUCCCCCAGUGCUGCUGCUCGCUCUAAUCAGGGGCCGGACUAGAUGCGCUCUAGGUCACCUCCAUUCUCGCCACCACCCAGAAUCACACUCCCAGCCUCUGGUUCAUGCAUGGAAAGAGUUGCAGCUCUGUCACCACUAUGACAUCCAAGCAACGCCUUAAGGAGGCAACUGUGAUUCUUGGCGGAGGCGGCCUGAUCUUCACCUCGUACCUGGUGGCCAAGGGAGAUGAACACUUCUAUGCAGCGCGGCUAGUGCCGUUCCUGCAGAAGCUGGUCGGCCCUGAGACAGCUCACACACUGGCUGUUCACCUCCUUGCUCUCGGGAUCCUGCCUCGCUCCAGCCAGGCUGACUCGGAUGCACUGGGGGUGGAAGUCUUUGGGUGUCGGUUUCGGAACCCCAUUGGUAUAGCUGCCGGCUUUGACAAGCACGGAGAGGCUGUCGAUGGUCUCUUCAAGAUGGGGUUUGGCUUUGUGGAGGUGGGGAGCAUCACCCCAGAGCCCCAGGAGGGGAACCCCAGGCCCCGUGUCUUCCGGCUGCCAGAGGACCAGGCCAUCAUCAACAGGUAUGGGUUUAACAGCCACGGCCACGCAGUGGUGGAGCGCAGGCUUCGAGCCCGACAAAAGACUCAGCGGCAGCUCACUGAUGUGGGGCUGCCUCUUGGGAUAAACCUUGGCAAGAACAAGGCUUCUGUGGAUGCAGCAGCUGACUACGUAGCCGGGGUUCGGGCGCUUGGCCCGCUGGCCGAUUACCUGGUGGUGAACAUCUCCAGCCCCAACACGCCGGGACUGCGGGCCCUGCAAGGCAAAACAGAACUGCGCAUCCUGUUGGCCAAGGUGCUGGCUGAGAGGGACGCCCUGGCAUCCAGGCACAAGCCAGCUGUCCUGGUGAAAAUUGCGCCGGACCUCACAGCUCAAGACAAGCGGGACAUCGCCAGUGUCGUCUGUGAGUUAGGCGUUGAUGGACUGGUGGUCACCAACACCACUGUGAGCCGCCCCAGUACCCUGCGUGGGGCUCUGCGUGGGGAAGUGGGGGGUCUGAGUGGUGCUCCACUCCGAGAGCUCUCCACUCAGCUGGUCCGUGAGAUGUACUGUCUCACCCGAGUGGCACCUUCCUGCUCCCCAGGGCAGGUCCCCAUCAUUGGCGUUGGUGGAGUCUGCAGCGGACAAGACGCCUUGGAGAAGAUCCGCGCAGGGGCCUCCUUGGUGCAGAUGUACACGGCUCUCACCUACAGGGGGCCGCCUGUUGUGGGCGCUGUGAAGGAGGAGCUGGCGGCCCUGUUGAGGGAACAGGGAUUCCGGAGUGUGCAGGAUGCUGUGGGCGCAGAUCACAGCCUCUGAGGACUCCUGGCAUGGGCUUGAUGUGACAACAGGGACCCUCUAGGGCACAGAGAUGCUGGUUUGCCCAGAGGUAGCGGCACCCAGGGUGUGCUGCUUUGCAGUCCAGCUGGCCCUCUCCCGUUCCUUCCUUGAGGGGAGCUCCUCUCAGAGUCAGGCGCCUUCCCACUAUUUCUGGCAAGAAACAAAGAAGCGCCUCCCUUGCCCCGUUUCCAGAACUUCCCGAAGGGGCUUCUUCAUGCAAGCUGUCGCAACCGGGCAAGCACUGUGUGUUCCUGGCAUAGAAUGAACAAACAUUGACACAGUCAGCGGCUAGCUCAGUCUGGCUUCUCUCAUCAGGAAUGACAAAGCAACGUGGGGGUGGGGAUUUCAUGCCGUGUAUCCUCAGGGCCAAGAAUUCCCUCCAUCUGCUGAGAACUACUUCGGGCAGGUCUGUGCAGGUGGGGAAUUCCAGUCUCUCUUGGGUGGGAUAUAGCACAAUAGGAAUAUGGCAGACAUGUUCUGUCUGUCUCAUCCCAGAGCUGCUGCCCCCCCUGAGUUUGGGCACUUGGCAGGGACAUGAUCAGUGGGGUGGGGUGGGGUGAAAUUGUAUGGUAUGUCUCCUGCCUGGUCUUCAACAGGUGGUGGAUCAUCUGUCCACCUAGUGGGUCUUUAAAUAAAGCUUUUGGUUCCUUCAA
Messenger RNA from Rhineura floridana, 2141 nucleotides. It is a transcript of the gene DHODH, whose product is annotated as dihydroorotate dehydrogenase (quinone). The record is from RefSeq and is a predicted model, not a curated record. The transcript has 9 exons. Gene Ontology annotation, molecular function: dihydroorotate dehydrogenase activity. NCBI's taxonomy places the organism in Eukaryota, Metazoa, Chordata, Lepidosauria, Squamata, Rhineuridae. Gene Ontology annotation, cellular component: cytoplasm; mitochondrial inner membrane. Bases 235 to 1467 code for a protein of 410 amino acids. Gene Ontology annotation, biological process: pyrimidine ribonucleotide biosynthetic process; 'de novo' pyrimidine nucleobase biosynthetic process.